GACCGGGGAAGACACACACGCGACCCGGAAGGCCUUUCCGCGGCACUCCAAAGCGGGCGUUGAGGGGGGCCGAUGGCGGAGGGAGCGGCAGAAGUCUCAGCACAGAGUGGUGGUGGUGGCGACCCAGGAGCCAUCGAGCCGGAACGGGGAGUGGCGCCCAUCAAACCUCAAUACCUCACCACCAAGGAGCAGUUCCACGAAUUCCUGGAAGCCAAAGGGCAGAAGCCCAGCCAGGAAUCCGAGGCUGUAGACCCUGCUGGCAAUGACCUGACUGAGCCUGAGGCCAAGCGGAUCCGACUGGAGGACGGGCAGGCAGAGGAGGCAGCUGAAACUGGGGAGCAGCUUCAGGCUCAGAAGAGGGCCCGGGGCCAGAACAAGUGCCGGCCUCACGUGAAGCCCACCCACUAUGAUAAGAACAAGCUCUGCCCCUCUCUGGUCCAGGAAUCAGCUGCUAGGUGUUUCUAUGGUGACCGCUGCCGCUUCCUGCAUGACGUGGGCCACUACCUGGAGACCAAGCCUGCUGACCUUGGCCCCAGCUGUGUGCUCUUCGAGACCUUCGGCAGGUGCCCCUAUGGUGUAACCUGCCGCUUUGCCGGGGCCCAUCUGGGGCCCGAGGGCCAGAAUCUGGUGAGGGAGGGGUUGGUCCAGGCGCCGCCCGUCCGCAACGGCCUGGACAAGGCCCUGCAGCAGCAGCUGCGAAAAAGGAAGAUCCACUUCAAGCGUGCAGAGCAGGCUUUGCGCCAGCUGAGCAGGGGCCCGCUGCCAGGCCCCACCUCCGAAGCCACUGUCCCUGAGGGCAGGGAGGCCGAGGGUGCCCCAGGGCAGGAUAACUGUGACAUCCAGCUGGCCCCCCAGGAACCGGACACCGUUGGCCCUCCCAGUGGCCCUUUAAGGACCUGCGGACCCCUGACAGAUGAGGAUGUAGUCAGGUUGAGGCCCCAUGAGAAGCGGCGGCUGGACAUCAGUGGCAAGCUGUACCUGGCCCCACUCACCACGUGUGGCAACCUGCCCUUCCGCCGGAUCUGUAAGCGCUUCGGGGCAGAUGUGACCUGCGGGGAGAUGGCUGUGUGCACUAACCUGCUACAGGGCCAGACGUCCGAGUGGGCCCUGCUCAAACGCCACCCCUGCGAGGAUAUCUUUGGCGUCCAGCUUGAAGGCGCCUUUCCUGACACCAUGACCAAAUGUGCCGAGCUGCUGAACCGCACCAUUGAGGUGGAUUUCGUGGACAUCAAUGUCGGCUGCCCCAUUGAUCUCGUGUUCAAGAAGGGUGGGGGCUGUGCCCUCAUGAACCGCUUGGCCAAGUUCCAGCAGAUCGUCCGCGGCAUGAACCAGGUGCUGGACGUGCCGCUGACUGUGAAGCUGCGCACGGGUGUCCAGGAGCGUGUGAAUCUGGCCCACCGACUGCUGCCCGAUCUGCGGGCCUGGGGGGCGGCUCUGGUCACGCUCCACGGCCGCUCGCGGGAACAGCGCUACACCAAGUUGGCUGACUGGCGGUACAUCGAACAGUGCGUGGCGGCGGCCCGCCCCAUGCCCCUUUUCGGGAAUGGAGACGUCUUGUCCUACGAGGAUGCCAACCGAGCCCUGCAGACCGGUGUCUCAGGGGUCAUGAUCGCACGUGGCGCCCUGCUCAAGCCGUGGCUGUUCACGGAGAUCAAGGAGCAGAGGCACUGGGACAUCUCGUCGUCCGAGCGGCUGGACAUCCUGCGGGACUUCACGCACUACGGCCUGGAGCACUGGGGCUCAGACACGCAGGGCGUGGAGAAGACGCGCCGCUUCCUCCUCGAGUGGCUCUCCUUCCUGUGCAGGUACGUGCCCGUGGGCCUGCUGGAGCGGCUCCCGCAGCGGAUCAACGAGCGGCCACCGUACUACCUGGGCCGUGACUACCUGGAGACGCUCAUGGCCAGCCAGAAGGCAGCCGACUGGAUUCGCAUCAGUGAGAUGCUGCUGGGACCCGUCCCGCCCAACUUCGUCUUCCUGCCCAAGCACAAGGCCAAUGCCUACAAGUAGCCACAGGGGCAGGAGGGGCAUCUGAGUAUCCAGAGGGCUCCCUAAAGCGUGAGAAGACAAUAAAUUUUAUUCUUCUAAAA
Molecule: messenger RNA, 2087 nt
Organism: Dama dama (fallow deer)
Lineage: Eukaryota; Metazoa; Chordata; Mammalia; Artiodactyla; Cervidae
Gene: DUS3L
Product: dihydrouridine synthase 3 like
Exons: 13
Coding region: 73-2007 (644 amino acids)
Biological process (GO): tRNA processing
Molecular function (GO): metal ion binding; RNA binding; tRNA dihydrouridine synthase activity
Source: RefSeq, a predicted model, not a curated record